Ostrinia nubilalis (European corn borer) is the source of this 1143-nucleotide messenger RNA. Its product is annotated as S-methyl-5'-thioadenosine phosphorylase-like. The transcript has 8 exons. Gene Ontology annotation, biological process: nucleoside metabolic process. Lineage: Eukaryota; Metazoa; Arthropoda; Insecta; Lepidoptera; Crambidae. Gene Ontology annotation, cellular component: mitochondrial intermembrane space; cytosol. Gene Ontology annotation, molecular function: protein binding; S-methyl-5-thioadenosine phosphorylase activity. Bases 191 to 1030 code for a protein of 279 amino acids. The record is from RefSeq and is a predicted model, not a curated record.
CAAUGUCAAGUCGUCAAAUCUGUGAAACCGUGUGUUUCUUGGCAAACCGGAAAUAAUUGUUUAAUUAAUUAAAUUGACACCAAAUACUAUCAGUUCGCAUAAAAUUUAUGUUCAUUGAUUUGUUAAACAUUAAACUCUUUAUUUUUUAGAGUGGAUUUCAUUUUAAUUACUCCUGUGUGCUUCUUCAAGUAUGGGCGAUACACCGAAAGUAAAGAUCGGCAUAAUUGGCGGGUCCGGGUUCGAUGACCCCACGCUGUUCGAGGACCAGACGGAGCUGGAGGUGACCACUCCGUUCGGGAAGCCCUCAGACGUCCUCAUCCAAGGGCAGAUCAAGGGAGUGCCGUGUGUGCUGCUGGCCAGACACGGGAGGAAGCAUCAGUUCCAACCGAGCGACGUGAACUACCGCGCCAACAUCUGGGCUCUGAAGCAAGCAGGAUGCUCGCACGUGCUCGCCACCACCGCCACCGGCUCACUGGUCGAGGACUACCGGCCGGGCGACCUCGUGAUACUUGACGAUUUCAUUGACAGGACCUGGGGCCGCAAGUGCACGUUCUUCGACCGGACUGAGGGCGGGCCGAAGGGCGUCUGUCACCUGCCCAUGCGGCCGGCCUACUGCUCGCGCGCGCGGGAGGCGCUGCUGAAGGCCGCGCGCUCCAAGCACUACCGAUGCCACGAGACUGGUACUGCUGUCGUUAUACAGGGGCCUAGAUUUUCAAGUCGCGCCGAAAGCUUGAUGCACCGGCAAUGGGGCGGGCAUCUGGUCAACAUGACUUCGGUACCAGAGGUGGUCCUGGCGAAGGAAGCAGGCCUCAGCUACGCGGCAGUCGCACUCGUCACCGACUACGACUGCUGGCGGGAGAACGAAGCUUCGGUGUCGGUGAACGAAGUGAUGGAAAUGUUCGGGAAAAACGUUAAGAAAGCAGCUGACGUCAUCAUAGAUGCGGUACAAAUACUGGCCGCUGAGACUGACCUGGCCUAUUUGGAUGAGCUUAAGGAACAAGUGUCCUCUGCCAUUAUGUUAAAAGAUUAAAAUAUUCCAUAUAAGAUUAAAUAACAUAUUAAUAUAAGUAUAAAUGACGAAAACUACUUUAAAAGUACCAUUUCUCUGCAAUAUUUUUGAAAUAAAACAAUAUUUACAUACCA